GACCGACCGGAUACAGCUUCCAUCCACCAUUCCCAUCCCUGCAUCAUCCAGCUCCCUUGUACAAUACACAUUCAAUCACUUGUAUAACACCUUCCAUAACAGACAUCAUGGCCGACGGCGGAGGCUGGAGCACAAUCGAGUCCGACGAGGGCGUCUUCACCUCUCUAAUCGAGAACCUCGGCGUCAAGGACGUCCAAUUCGAAGAACUCAUUUCCCUAGAUGCAGACAUAAUCCGUUCCCUAAGCCCCGUCUACGGCGUAAUCUUCCUCUUCAAAUGGCUCCGCGAAACCACCACCACCACCCAACCCACCUCCACCUCCACUCCCCCCUCCGGAACCUACGACCUCAACCCCCCACAAACCCUCUUCUUCGCAAACCAAACCAUCCAAAACGCCUGCGGCACACAAGCCAUCCUCUCCGUAAUCCUCAACAACGACAGCACCUCCCCCACCCCACCCAACCCUCCCAUCCCCCUCGGCCCCGCCCUCACCACAUUCAAAGACUUCACGACCGGCUUCCCCCCCGACCUACUAGGCGAAGCCCUCUCGAACUCAGAACCAAUCCGCACAGCCCACAACGCCUUCGCUCGAUCCUCUCCCUUCGCAGACGAAACCAUCCGCCAGAACCAGGACGACGAGGGCGGUGACGUAUACCAUUUCAUAGCGUAUACGCCUGUGGCAGGGAAAUUGUACGAGUUGGAUGGGUUGCAGCCGCAUCCGAUAUCGCAUGGGGAAUGUGGCAGGGAGGAGUUUCCAGAGAAGGUGAUUGAGGUGUUGAGGGAGAGGAUUGCGCGGUAUCCGGAGGGAGAAACGAGGUUUAAUCUUAUGGCUGUGGUGAGGGAUUUGAGGGUCGGAGCGAGGGAGAUUGGGGAUGGGGAGGCGUUGGAGAGGGAGGAGCGGAAGAGGAGGGCGUGGGCGUGGGAGAAUACAUUGAGACGGUCGAAUUUUGUGGGGUUUAUUGGGGAGGUGCUUAAGGGGGUGGUGGGGGGGUUUGAGGAGUGGGUGGAGAGGGCGAAGGGGGAGACGAGGAAGAAUUUGUUGAGGAGAGGUGGGAACACCGACGUCUGUUGA
Aspergillus sclerotioniger CBS 115572 is the source of this 1070-nucleotide messenger RNA. Its product is annotated as putative 26S proteasome-associated ubiquitin C-terminal hydrolase. Gene Ontology annotation, molecular function: cysteine-type deubiquitinase activity. NCBI's taxonomy places the organism in Eukaryota, Fungi, Ascomycota, Eurotiomycetes, Eurotiales, Aspergillaceae. The record is from RefSeq and is a predicted model, not a curated record. Gene Ontology annotation, cellular component: cytoplasm. Gene Ontology annotation, biological process: protein deubiquitination; ubiquitin-dependent protein catabolic process. The transcript is spliced from 5 exons. The coding region runs from base 108 to 1070 and encodes 320 amino acids.